Messenger RNA from Candida dubliniensis CD36, 1713 nucleotides. Its product is annotated as putative serine/threonine protein kinase. The record is from RefSeq and is a predicted model, not a curated record. Gene Ontology annotation, molecular function: ATP binding; protein serine/threonine kinase activity. Gene Ontology annotation, biological process: protein phosphorylation; intracellular signal transduction. The transcript has a single exon. The coding region runs from base 1 to 1713 and encodes 570 amino acids. NCBI's taxonomy places the organism in Eukaryota, Fungi, Ascomycota, Pichiomycetes, Serinales, Debaryomycetaceae.
AUGCCUUUCAAAAAUAUAUUCACAUCUUCUUCUUCAUCAUCUUCAUUGAAUGAAGAUAAUCCCAUUAAAUCAACUACAUCCCAUCGAACAAUUCUUAAACAAAGAGACACUUCUUCAUUACUGGCAUCACCUCAAUCAACAACAUCUUCUUCUAGACAUAAUCCUAUUAUAGGUGGUAAUCAUAAUCCUAACCACUCUCGAAAUAGCAACAAUAACAAUAACAGCAACAAUACAGACAAUCCCAUGUAUAUUACUCCUAGUAUAAAUAGUAAUAUGAGUCAAUCAAGUCUAAGUACUGCUGGCACUACUGGUACUACUCAUUCACCAACUUCAAUGAAAACCCAUCGUGGUCCUUCAUUAAAAAGAUUCUUUAAAAAAUUCAAACCACGUGACCACCAUGAUAAAUCAUCACUGUCAUUUCUUCAUCAACAUCAUUUUGAAAAACAAAAACAUUUUGGUGCUGGUAAACCGGCACCAAUUAAUUCUUCUAAUGCCACUAAUUUAUUUGCUAAAUACGGUUCACCAGGGAAAUUAUUAGGUACAGGAGCUAGUGGAUCAGUCAAUUUAUUAACAUCUAAAAAUGAUCCUACCAAGAUAUAUGCUGUUAAAAAAUUCCGAGCUCGAAUGACUAAUGAACAAGAAUCUGAUUAUAAAAUUAAAGUAGCUAAUGAAUUUAAAGUAGGUGAAGUAUUACAACAUGAAAAUAUUAUUAGAACUUUUGAAUUAAUUAAAGAUUAUUCAAAUACUACCAAACAAAUAACUGAUCCUGAUUAUUAUAUAAUUAUGGAAUAUUGUCAAUAUGAUUUUUUCAAUUUAGUAAUGAGUGGAUUAAUGGAACAUAAUGAAAUAUAUUGUUAUUUUAAACAAAUUAUUAAUGGAGUAGCAUAUUUACAUUCUAAAGGAUUAGCUCAUCGUGAUUUAAAAUUAGAUAAUUGUGUGGUUAAUAAAUUUGGUAUAUUAAAAUUAAUUGAUUUUGGUUCAGCAGUUCAAUUUCGUAAAGAAAUUCCUAAAGGAUAUUAUAUAACUUCUGAUGAUAUUAUGUUAGCUCCUAAUUAUAAAUUGAUUCGUGCUAGAGGAGUUGUUGGAUCUGAUCCUUAUUUAUCACCAGAAGUAUUUGAACCUUUAGGAGUUGGUUAUGAUCCUCGUGGUGCUGAUGUAUGGUCAAUUGCUAUAAUUUAUUGUUGUAUGAUUUUGAAAAGAUUCCCUUGGAAAUUACCGAAAUUAUCUGAUCCUUCAUAUCGAUCAUUCGCUGGUCCUCAAUUAAAUAACCAACACUCUCACUCUCACCAUCACCAUAACAAUGCUAAUGCUAAUACUAAUAGUAAUAGUAAUAGUAACGAUAUCAAUGGUGGAUUAGCCAAUGAUAUUAAUGGAUUAUCAAUAAAUAACAACCAACCUAUUAACGACCACGAUAGACAUACAAAUUAUCAAUCAUUAGUUGGUCCUGAACGAUUAUUAAGAUUAUUACCAAUAGAAUCCCGAGAAUUAAUUAAAAAUAUGUUAAUAUUAGAUCCCAAAAAAAGAUAUUAUAUGCCUGAUGUCAUUAAAGAUCCAUUUGUGGAAUCAAUUCAUCAUUGUUAUACAUUAGUUGAUGUAGAUCAAGUUAUUCCUAGUCAAGAUCAUGUUCAUCAUUUAGUCACUGAAGAAGAUUUAAAUAAAUUAACUCAAGAAAGAGAAAGAGUUAAACGAUUAAAAGAUGCUGGAAUGGCAUGA